This is a messenger RNA of Linum trigynum, 366 nucleotides long. The record is from the annotation of a GenBank genome assembly. Lineage: Eukaryota; Viridiplantae; Streptophyta; Magnoliopsida; Malpighiales; Linaceae.
AUGAAGCGGGUCGUCCUCAAUGCACACUCCCGCCAGCAAUUCUUCCCCCGAUUCAGCAAGUGGGUCUACGAAAGAGGUGCGUCACUCUCCCUAACACUCUCUUUGUGUCGCCUCUCCAUCUCCCUUCUCCCUUCACAACCCCCUCCUGCUUUCCCCACUGCUCUCGAAAUCAAUCUCCGCCAAUUUGCCUCUGGUCACCUAAGAACUCAACUCCUGAGCUGUGCCCGCCGGCUACGCUCAAUAAUGUAUUCCGCUCGUUCUAGGCUGCGAAAUCUCGCCCCGGUCAACUCGGUAGCAGAAGUCGGUCAGUGCCUACCUCCGCUCAACAGCAAAAAUCAGUCCCCUACCCAAAAUAGUCCUCUGUAA